Anthostomella pinea is the source of this 669-nucleotide messenger RNA. NCBI's taxonomy places the organism in Eukaryota, Fungi, Ascomycota, Sordariomycetes, Xylariales, Xylariaceae. The record is from the annotation of a GenBank genome assembly.
AUGCCAAGCUCCAAAAUGGACCACAUGAUAUCCCAUCUACAAGGGGCUUUCGAGACCGACAGACUCGUCUUCCUGCCAAUUGAGGACGAAGCCCAAGUGAAGGCGUUCAUCUACAGGGAAUUCUUCCUCGACCCCGUGAACGCAGGUCUAGCAGGCCUGCCAGGUCACGCGACUCUACAACUCUGCCCUCAAGAACGCGCGCGCGACAUGAUCAAUGGAUACGUCAACGGCGCCCACAUGGCCACGAUAAUCUGUCUCAAAAGCCGCCAAGAAAGCGAAGAUCCCCAAGCAAGCGCAGACUCGAUCUAUAGCGAUGACCCCCCAAAGCCAAAGUUGAUCGGCCAGUUACUGUUGAACGACAAGGGAUACAGCCGAGUAAGCAUCUCCAUCUCGAUCGCGAGCGAGCACCAGAACAAGGGCUAUGGCCGCGAAGCUAUCAACUGGGCGCUGGAGUGGGCGUUCCGUUGGGGCGCGAUGAACCGCGUCGACAUUAACGCUGCGUCGUACAACGAGCGCGCCGUGAUGCUCUACCAGAGCAUCGGUUUCGUCGAGGAAGGGAUUAUUCGCAAGGCGUUGUUCAUGAAUGGGGAGUUCCACAAUAUACACGAAUUCGGCAUUUUAGCUGGUGAGUGGUGGGCUCUUCAGCGUGCACAGGCAGAUAGUGAGUAG